UGGGCAGGGUCGCCAACAUUUGAGCGUGAUUCAUUCAGGGAGGAGGACGAUACGUUUGAGCGCAUCUCCUCGCGUUUCACUGUGCAAACAGAGCAGGAAAAGAGCAGUGUUCAUCUUGGCACACAAGCACUCCGCAAAACUUCCCCGUCGACAUGGACGCAUAACCGCCAGGCGCACAUCUGCCCAUUUUCACCAGCACACUCUUCAUCUUCAUCUCCAGUCUCAACGUCUCUGAAGUGGCUGCCUCACCGUGUCGGACCGGAGGCCACCCGGUCUCCGAUCUGGUCGGAGGAGACUCGACGCGCUCCAUCGGGGCAAGGCUGUGCGCCUCCCGGAUCAGACCGGAGCCGCCGCGCGCUCUCGAGAUGGACGUGAUGGAAAGAGAAGUCAUGGACAAGCUGGACGACAUGACGUCCGUGUACGACUUCGACCCCAUCACCGGCAACAUCCCCGCCACCAAGGUGGAAGUCACCGUCUCCUGCAGAAAUCUUCUGGAUAAAGACACAUUCUCCAAGUCCGAUCCAUUGUGCGUCCUCUACACACAAGGUGUGGAAACCAAACAGUGGAGAGAGUUUGGCAGAACCGAAGUGAUAGACAACACCCUGAACCCCGACUUUGUUCGAAAGUACAUCUUGGACUACUUUUUUGAAGAAAAGCAGAGUCUUCGCUUUGACUUGUAUGAUGUUGACUCCAAAAGUCCAGACUUGUCCAAACAUCCCGCAGAACAAAACGACUUUUUGGGUCAAAUGUUCUGUACUCUCGGGGAGAUUGUCGGAUCACCAGCCAGUCGACUGGAAAAACCUCUCGGGGGGAUACAAGGGAAGAAAUGCGGUACGAUCAUCCUGUCUGCAGAGGAGCUGAGCAAUUGCAGAGACAGCGCUACUAUGCAGUUCUGCGCCAACAAGCUGGACAAGAAGGAUUUCUUUGGGAAAUCAGACCCAUUCAUGGUUUUCUAUCGAAGCAAUGAAGAUGGAACGUUUACGAUCUGCCAUAAAACAGAGGUGGUGAAGAACACAUUAAACCCAGUGUGGCAGCCAUUUACCAUUCCUGUCCGGGCACUUUGCAAUGGCGACUACGACAGAACAAUCAAAGUAGAAGUGUAUGAUUGGGACAGAGACGGUGGCCAUGACUUCAUUGGGGACUUCACCACCAGCUACCGAGAGUUAGCCCGAGGGCAGAGCCAGUUCAAUGUGUAUGAAGUUAUAAACACCAAGAAGAAAAUGAAGAAAAAGAAAUAUGUCAACUCCGGAACUGUGACUCUCCUCUCGUUCUCUGUGGAGUCUGAGUUUACCUUUUUGGAUUACAUCAAAGGAGGGACGCAGAUCAAUUUCACGGUGGCUAUCGAUUUCACAGCCUCUAACGGUAACCCCUCUCAGUCCACGUCACUGCACUACAUGAACCCAUACCAGCUCAACGCUUAUGCCAUGGCACUGAAGGCUGUCGGGGAGAUUAUUCAGGACUAUGACAGUGAUAAAAUGUUUCCCGCUCUUGGUUUUGGAGCCAAACUGCCCCCCGAUGGACGGGUUUCGCACGAAUUUCCACUGAAUGGAAACAUCGAGAAUCCUUACUGCAACGGAAUAGAGGGAAUCUUAGAAGCCUACCACCAGAGUCUGAAGACAGUGCAACUGUAUGGGCCGACCAAUUUUGCACCAGUGGUGAACCAUGUAGCAAGGUAUGCGGCGUCAGUGCAGGACGGCUCCCAGUACUUUGUGCUCCUCAUCAUCACAGACGGAGUCAUAUCUGACAUGUCUCAGACCAAAGAGGCCAUUGUAAAUGGCGCGAAGCUUCCAAUGUCCAUCAUCAUUGUCGGCGUGGGUCAAGCUGAAUUUGACGCGAUGGUGGAAUUGGACGGUGAUGACAUUCGAGUCUCUUCCCGGGGGAAACUCGCAGAGAGAGACAUUGUCCAGUUUGUUCCCUUCAGAGAUUAUAUGGACCGUACAGGUAACCACGUGUUAAGCAUGGCCCGGCUGGCCAAAGACGUGCUGGCAGAGAUCCCCGACCAGUUCAUUUCCUACAUGAAGAGUCGAGGGAUUAAACCUAACCCGGCCCCGCCACCUUACACGCCAGCCGGACUCACGCACCAUCACACGCACAUCUGACCGGAAAGCUUUUUAUCGAUGACUGACAGCGUGAGACCAGCAUCUUUCCAUGACCCGUCAACUUUUUUAAUCCGAACUGUGGCGUAGACUGUUUGACGUCUAAACGGACAGCAGGUCGGUCGAAAGAAAAGAUGGUGUUGUGGUUAAAACUUGUGCCUGUCUGUGCUCGUUUUUCAGUGUUUUCAGGACAUUUUGACCUGAAGCCCUGCUUUGUCAAUUCUUGGUGUGGCCUAAUAUUGUGAUAUUUUCAGGCAUUUUUUUCUUGUCUGGAACUAGUUUUUAUAUUUGGAGAAGAUCUCCCCAUUAACGAUGCAUCGGGAAUGAUUAAGAAGAAAUAUCUGUGUUUACACUUUUAUUUCUUUUCAAUGUCAAUCAGGUAUUUCAUACCAUCCGACACUGCCCUUCGAGUCAAAAGUUUAUGAGAGCAUGUUUUACAAGUCUCGGCAUUGUUUAAUAUUAAUUGAGAGUGGCAUGGAUACUGAAAUAUAAAUCAAGAAAUAGCUUAACCUAUUUGUAUUUGACUUCCAUAAAGAAAGCAGAUGGCCUAUAUGAGAAUGAAUUGUAGGUUCAUCCAUAUAAAUAUAUAUUUUUAUUAAAAAAUGUAAAAAUGUUUUAAAUGAACACAACGCAUAUUAAUGGCUUCAUUCAUGAGCACGGUCAACAUUGUUUUUGUUUUUUUUUUUAACAUUGAUGUACUGCUGUUACUAUAUUUGAUUGUAUUAUUUGGAAUGACUAUAGCCAUCAGAUCCCCUAUAAUAUUGUAUAACAAUUAUUUGUAAUGAUAAUUUGUUAUUACAAACACGACAAUGUACUGUAUUGUUGCCACACACAAAAAAUUUAAAAGGCCAGUAAAACAUGAUGGUAUCAUGCAAAAACAAUGCUAAUUAUGUAAAAAUGUGAUGUUUUUCAUGUAAAAAUCUGAUAACUAUCAUGUAAAAAUGUGAUAUCAUGUACAAAUGUGAUAAUUAUCAUGUCAAAAUGAGAUAAUUAUGUAAAAAUGUGACAACUAUCAUAUGAAAAUGUAAUA
Messenger RNA from Corythoichthys intestinalis (scribbled pipefish), 3126 nucleotides. RefSeq names its product copine Vb (gene cpne5b). Gene Ontology annotation, biological process: cellular response to calcium ion. Lineage: Eukaryota; Metazoa; Chordata; Actinopteri; Syngnathiformes; Syngnathidae. Gene Ontology annotation, cellular component: plasma membrane. Bases 366 to 2099 code for a protein of 577 amino acids. Gene Ontology annotation, molecular function: calcium-dependent phospholipid binding. The record is from RefSeq and is a predicted model, not a curated record. The transcript has 21 exons.